Mauremys mutica (yellowpond turtle) is the source of this 3592-nucleotide messenger RNA. RefSeq names its product inhibin subunit beta B (gene INHBB). Gene Ontology annotation, cellular component: extracellular region. Gene Ontology annotation, molecular function: growth factor activity; cytokine activity. Gene Ontology annotation, biological process: BMP signaling pathway; SMAD protein signal transduction. The transcript is spliced from 2 exons. NCBI's taxonomy places the organism in Eukaryota, Metazoa, Chordata, Testudines, Geoemydidae. The record is from RefSeq and is a predicted model, not a curated record. Bases 611 to 1786 code for a protein of 391 amino acids.
UGGCACCUCCUCCCACAGCCUGCUGCCCCCUACCCGGGCUCCCCUGGUACCUCCAGUCCCCAGCUGGGCUCCCCUGGCACCUUCUAUCCCCAGCCUGCUGCCCCCUAACCGGGCUCCCCUGGCAUCUCCUGUCCCCAGCUGGGCUUCCCUGGCACCUCCUCCCCCCCAGCCUGCUGCCCCCUAACCGGGCUCCCCUGGCAUCUCCUGUCCCCAGCUGGGCUCCCCUGGCACCUUCUAUCCCCAGCCUGCUGCCCCCUAAGCGGGCUCCCCUGGCACCUCCAGUCCCCAGCUGGGCUCCCCUGGUACCUCCUCCCCCCCAGCCUGCUCCGCCCAGACCGGGCUCUCCCUGCACCCCCUCUCCCAGCCUGCUGCCCCUACUUUAGACCUUGGCGCCCCGCCUCUAGCUCCGCUGCCCCCCAGUUUGGCUCCCGCCCCCCUAGUGGCGCUGCCACCCCCCCCCAGCUUGGCUGCCCCCGCCCCCCUGCCCCGGGCGCUGCUGCAGGGGAGCGACCUGAGCGGAGCUGCCGGCGGCCGGGACUGAGCCGGGCUCCCUGCAGCGGAUCGGGACGGCCCCCAGCUCUGCCCGCCGCCCCAGCGCCCGCUGCCCGCCAUGGACGGGGCGGCUUGGAGCGGGGUCCUGGCCGCGUUGGUGGUUUGCUGGUUGGCGGUGGGCGCCGGGGGCUCCCCGACGCCGCCAUUCCCCGCGGGGGGCGCCCCCCCGGACACCUGCACGUCCUGCGGCUUCCGGCGGCCCGAGGAGCCGGGCAAGGUGGACGGGGAUUUCCUGGAGGCGGUGAAGCGGCACAUCCUGAGCCGGCUUCAGCUGCGGGACCGGCCCAACAUCACCCACGCCGUGCCCAAGGCGGCCAUGGUCACGGCGCUGCGCAAGCUGCACGCCGGCAGGGUGCGGGAGGACGGCCGGGUGGAGAUCCCCAGCCUGGACGGGCAGGCGAGCGGCGGGCCCCCGCUGCACGAGCAAGUGUCCGAGAUCAUCAGCUUCGCCGAGACAGAUGAUCUGGCCUCAUCUAGAGUCCGCCUCUAUUUCUUCAUCUCAAAUGAAGGGAACCAGAACUUGUUUGUCGUUCAAGCCAGCCUGUGGCUUUAUUUGAAGCUGCUUCCGUAUGUCUUAGAGAAAGGCAGCAGGCGAAAAGUAAGAGUCAAAGUCUAUUUCCAAGACCUGGACACUAGCAACAAGUGGAAUGUGGUUGAAAAGAAAGUUGAUCUCAAAAGAAGUGGUUGGCACACGUUUCCCAUGACAGAGGCGAUCCAGGCUCUGUUUGAGAAAGGAGAAAGGAGACUGAACCUGGAUGUUCAAUGUGAGGGCUGUGAAGAGUAUUCAGUGCUGCCAAUUUAUGUGGACCCUGGGGAGGAAUCCCACCGGCCUUUUUUAGUGGUGCAAGCCCGAUUAGCUGAUAACAAACACAGGAUCCGGAAAAGAGGCCUGGAGUGUGAUGGCAGGACCAAUCUAUGUUGCAGGCAACAGUUUUACAUUGACUUUAGACUCAUUGGGUGGAAUGACUGGAUCAUAGCGCCAUCAGGUUACUAUGGGAAUUACUGUGAAGGGAGCUGCCCAGCCUACUUGGCUGGAGUCCCAGGAUCAGCUUCCUCUUUUCACACUGCGGUAGUGAAUCAGUACCGCAUGCGAGGGCUGAACCCAGGCACCGUGAACUCCUGUUGCAUUCCAACCAAACUUAGCACAAUGUCAAUGCUGUACUUUGAUGAUGAAUACAACAUUGUGAAAAGGGAUGUUCCCAAUAUGAUUGUGGAAGAAUGUGGUUGUGCUUGAUUUAAGGUGUGUUUCCGGGGGGAGAGAGAGAACAUUCCCGUGCUAGAUGGUAUUGGAGGAAGUUUCACUGUGUAUCCAGGCAUUGGUGUUAAGUCACUGUGGAAAAGUCUGGCCAAAAAAAAGUUUCACAUCGGUGUCAGGACAGUGACUAUUUGUGGAUCUUGGACAUUUAAAUAUUCUACCACUUAUAAACUAAUGCUAUGAAAUACUUUAUACACACCCACACAUACACACCCACACACACAUACACACACACAAUACAAGUAACAGGAAGUCAGUCACCAGUGACAACAUAACUAAAAUGCCUGCCAGUACAAGUGAAUGGGUAAGCAGCUGUUUCCCCACCUGCCUGGGAAGUCAGACUGAAAUGAGCUCUUUGUGCUCAUACAAAAAAGAGAGAACAUAAUAUAUUCUUGCACGCAGGUGUCAAAAUCACCAAACUUAAAAAAAGACCAUCACCUCUUAGGUCCAAAGGGAAGCCGCAGUCCACCUGCCUAUGCAGGUGAUCACUUCCUCUUAAUUUAAAAAUCUCCUAAUAUAAACACCACACAUAUCCUUAUCUUCCAACAGCACUUCCAGUAAGGAAUAUCAUAUGAUAACAUGAGAGAGGGAGAGAGACACAUAAGCAGCUACUGUAAUUCUGAGACUGUAUUCUUCUAAAUCACGUUUGGUUGGCAUUAUUUGAUGCUUUAACUGACUGCUAGAAAUCCAUGGACGGCUAUAUCUGUUGUGCCAUUGAAAAGGGGCUUUUCUGUCAUAUCUGGAUUGUGCUGACCAUUAGCAUCUCACUGUUCUAAGAACAAAAUAUCAGAGUUGCAAUCUGUGUGUUUCAGCAGGAGACUCCGCAAGGACAUGUAAUGUGGGAGAAAAACAAACAAACAAAAACAAAUGCUACCACAACUAAACCAAUGAACCCUAAAAGGAAUUACAGUAAUGUGGUGGAGACAUUCUGAAAAAUGCUGUGCAUUUAAUAACAGGUGAAGAACAUUUUAACAAGUCUUGGAAAGGAGGAGAGUGCUUUCAAUUUCUUUACCAGGAAGUGUCAAGAAUGGCCAUAAAGAUCAGAAAAUAAAGAUACAGCAUAGCACUUGCAAACUGCUUGAAUGCACAUAUUAUAGCACUUGCAGAUUUCAAUGCCUUGAAAAGUGGUACUUGAUAGUGCACUUAUCUUUGCUCACUAUCUAGGUAAACAGGUGCCGCAUGAGCUAUGCAAUUUAAAGUGUUGACCCAUACUAGACAAAACUGGACUUAUGAUAUGACUUUUUUAUAUUUUUUAUACUUGAAAUUAAAUCUUUUGCUUCUUUUUUAAAGCGAAUGAUUGCUUUUAAUGUUUGCACUGAUUUAGUUGCAUGAUUAGUCAAAAAAACCUGCCAUUUGAAAAAGUUAUUUUUAUAGCAGCAAAAAUGAAUACAUUUAAAUGUAUUAUACAUAAAUUUUGGAACCAAAGAGGCCAACAUAUUAGUUAUAAUUUUUAUGAGAUGGCAAAGCCAUCAUAUAUCAUGUAGUUGUACUGAGCAAUCCUUCACAUGGCCUACCGAUUCUUUCAGGGUACAAAAUGGAUUCUGUUUGUUCUAGUCAAUGUCUUUUCUAUACCGUACGCACAUGGAACGUAUAGUGAAAAAACAACUGUUGUAGAAUACAUUACAAUAUGUACAUCCUUUAAAUCCAUUUUUUAUGUUUAUUUAAUAAAGUUCCUUUUAGGUUCUGUUCCAUAGUAAUUUAAAACCAAACAAGUUUCACUUAGGUUUGCUGUUGAAGUAUUUUGCAUUUGUGUACAGAUUAAGUAAAUAAAAAGAUUGAAAACUG